This is a messenger RNA of Lasiosphaeria miniovina, 3657 nucleotides long. RefSeq names its product DNA mismatch repair protein msh6. NCBI's taxonomy places the organism in Eukaryota, Fungi, Ascomycota, Sordariomycetes, Sordariales, Lasiosphaeriaceae. The record is from RefSeq and is a predicted model, not a curated record. Gene Ontology annotation, cellular component: MutSalpha complex; nucleus. The transcript is spliced from 5 exons. Gene Ontology annotation, molecular function: mismatched DNA binding; ATP binding; ATP-dependent DNA damage sensor activity. The coding region runs from base 1 to 3657 and encodes 1218 amino acids. Gene Ontology annotation, biological process: mismatch repair.
AUGGUGGAGAACACUGCUCGCACGCCCGCGAGGACGCCGUCAACGGCUAAGAAACCCGGCCAGGCACCAUCGACAGGCAAGCAGCAGAGCAUCCUUGGCUUCUUCUCCAGAGCUGCCGUUAGCAACUCCAAUGGCCCCAACUCUUCUCCGUCAGUCAGGGCAGCGCCCUCGGCCUCGACUGCGAAGGGGACGUCUCCGCAAUACUUGAAGGAGACGACCAAAUCCAACUCGAUGUCCGCCUUCAAGCGCCCAUCCAACGUCACGCCCGCCGCUAGCAGCGAUGCCGUCGAACCGUCGGGCUCGCAAGAGAACACGAACACGAACACGACCACAGUCAAGAAGCAGGUUGCCAGUGUAACGGCGUCCAUGGCCAGCAGCCCGUCCCGCAAGGUCAAGAAAGUCGUUAGCUAUGCCGAGUCGUCCGACGACGAGGGAAGUGACGCUUUUGUCACAUUGAGAACCUCGAGGACCCGACAGCGCCGCUCCCGCACCGCAGUCCCUGAUGACGACGACGAUGAAGAAGACGUCUACGAGGCCGAAGAUAAUGCCGUCGCUGAGGAUGAUGAUGAGGACAUGGGCGACUUUGUGGUCUCGGACGAAUCAGAUGCUCCUUCGCGAUCCAAGAAGAGAAAGCGCGCAAUCUCGAAGCCCACACUGCCGCGCAAGAAGUCGAAUAUGUCGCCGUCUCAUGGCCCCUCCUCUGGCACUCUAGACGAUGAGGAUGAGGCAAUGGGAGACGUUCCGUCAACAUCAACGGCGCAAAAAUGGAAGUACGACCCAGACAAUAUUGAACCAAGCGAGCCCCGGCCCAUCACCUCCCGCCCUACUCCCAAAACCACAAGUGCCAAUAAGCCAAAGCCCAAAGCACACACGCAAACCCCCGAUAAAAGAUUCCCUUGGCUUGCGAAACCUCUUGACGGGAACAAGAACCCUCCUGGCCAUCCGGAUUUCGACAAGUCCUCUAUCUAUGUCCCUCCUGCUGCGAUGGCUGACUUCUCGGCGUUCGAGAAGCAGUACUGGGAGAUCAAAAAGAACCUGUGGGACACGGUGGUUUUCUUCAAGAAGGGCAAGUUUUACGAACUCUACGAAAACGAUGCCACGAUCGGUCACCAGCUCUUUGACCUCAAGCUCACGGACCGCGUCAACAUGCGCAUGGUUGGCGUGCCAGAGAGCUCCCUGGACAUGUGGGUGAACCAGUUUGUGGCCAAGGGCUUCAAGGUUGCGCGAGUGGACCAAAUGGAAUCCGCCUUGGGCAAGGAGAUGCGAGAGCGCGAUGCCAAAGCCAAAAAGGUAGACAAGAUUAUCCGCCGAGAACUAGCCUGCAUCUUGACGGGCGGAACACUGGUGGAUGGCAGCAUGCUCCAGGACGACAUGGCCACUUUCUGCGCGGCAAUCAAGGAGUCGGUCAUCGACGACAAGCCUGCAUUUGGCAUUGCGUUUGUGGACGCAGCUACCGGACAAUUCUUCAUCUCCGAGUUCGUCGACGAUGUAGACCUCACAAAGUUUGAGACGUUUGUCGCGCAGACGUCGCCUCGGGAGCUGCUCAUAGAGAGGAAAUGCCUGUCAACCAAAGCUCUGCGCAUCCUCAAGAACAACACCAGUCCGACGACCAUCUGGAACCAUCUCAAGCCAGGGACGGAGUUCUGGGAGGCAGACCUUGCGAGGCGCGAACUUGACUGCGGCGGCUACUUCGUUUCCGACCAAGGCAAAGAGCGGCCUUGGCCAAAGCGGCUCAGCGAGGCCAGGGACAAGGACCUUGUAAUGUCUGCCCUUGGAGCGCUGACGCAAUACCUCCGCGUCCUAAAGUUGGAGCGCAAUCUGCUCUCGCAAGGCAACUUUGAGUGGUACAGCCCCAUCCAACGAAACGGCACCCUGAUCCUUGACGGCCAGACGCUCAUCAACUUGGAGAUCUUUUCGAACACGGCCAACGGGGGAUCCGAGGGUUCUCUGUUCAGCCUACUUAAUAGAUGCAUCACACCCUUUGGAAAGAGGCUCUUCCGACAAUGGGUCUGCCACCCGCUGUGCAACAUCCGAAAGAUCAACGAGAGGCUGGACGCGGUCGACAUGCUGAACGCCGACCGCAGUCUCCGGGAACAAUUCACGUCUCAGAUGACAAAGAUGCCAGAUCUUGAGAGGUUGAUUUCUCGCAUCCACGCUGGUGUUUGCAAGGCCGAAGACUUUAUCAGGGUCCUUGAGGGGUUCGAACAGAUUGGGAAGACUAUGAGCCUUCUCGGCACGUUCGGCGGAGGCAAUGGCCUCGUCGAUAGGCUCCUGGCCGCUAUGCCGGACCUUUCCGAGCCCCUGUCAUUCUGGGAGACGGCGUUCGACAGGCGCAAGGUUCGGGAGAGCAAGGUCCUAAUGCCCGAGCGUGGCAUCGAGGAAGACUUUGACAGCAGCCAGGACGAGCUGGAUCGCAUCAAGGAGGCUCUCUAUGAGCUGCUCGAGAAGCAGAAGGGAGUGCUCAAGUGCAAAACGCUCAAGUUCACCGACGUGGGCAAAGAGGUUUAUCAGAUCGAGGCGCCCAAGUCGGUCAAGGUUCCUGCAAGCUGGCGCCAGAUGUCUGCGACGGCCGCUGUCAAGCGCUACUACUUCAAGCAGCUGGAAGACCUGGUGCGGGAACUUCAAGAGGCCCAGGAAACGCAUUCGCAGAUCGUGAAGGAGGUUGCAUCGCGAUUGUUUGUCAAGUUCGACGCCGACUACGAGGUCUGGCUACAAGCCAUUCGCAUCAUCUCGCAGCUAGACUGCCUGAUCAGCCUGGCCAAGGCAUCGUCGGUCCUGGGCUCGCCCAGCUGCCGCCCCGAGUUUGUGGAUGACGAGAGGAGCGUACUCGAUUUUAGCGAGCUGCGGCACCCUUGCAUGCUCAAUACUGUGGCCGAUUUUAUUCCCAACGACAUCAAGCUCGGCGGCGACGACGCCAAGAUCAACCUCCUCACGGGUGCGAACGCCGCUGGCAAGUCAACGAUCCUGCGAAUGUCUUGCGUCGCCGUUAUUAUGGCUCAGAUUGGGUGCUACGUCCCUGCCGUGUCGGCGCGUCUGACACCAGUAGACCGCAUCAUGUCUAGGCUCGGCGCCAACGACAACAUAUUUGCAGCACAGAGCACCUUUUUCGUGGAGCUGUCCGAGACCAAGAAGAUCCUAUCGGAAGCAACGCCGCGAUCACUCGUCAUCUUGGACGAGCUGGGCCGAGGCACAUCGUCGUACGACGGCGUGGCUGUUGCGCAGGCGGUGCUCCACCAUGUGGCAUCGCACAUUGGCUGCAUGGGAUUUUUCGCAACGCACUACCACAGCCUGGCGACCGAGUUCGAGGACCAUCCCGAAAUACGGUCGCAGCGCAUGCAGAUCCACGUCGACGACAAAAACAGGCGCGUCACGUUCCUCUACAAGCUCGAGGAUGGCGUGGCCGAGGGCUCGUUUGGUAUGCACUGCGCCGCCAUGUGCGGGAUCCCGUCCAAGGUCAUUGAGCGGUCCGAGGUGGCGGCCAAGGAGUGGGAGCACACGAGUCGUCUCAAAGAGAGCCUAGAGCAGGCCAAGACAGGCUGCUAUAUCCCGCUAGGAUUGCUGAGCGACGUGGCUAGCCUGCUGAGAGAUGGCGGGGCAAGCGACGAGAUUGAUGAGCACGGCGUCCAUGUGCUAGUCCGGGCCAUUGAGGCAUUGUGA